AUGGCAUCCAUGAAUGGUGAUGGAAGCAACCAUGCGAUCCAGAACACAGCCGUGCUCAUGCACCAGUCAUCUUUGUCAUUAAAAGGGCCUGAUGUGGCCAAAGUGCUAGUUGUCUACACAGGGGGAACGAUUGGCAUGGUCCCUCAAGAGGGAGUGUACACACCUAAAGCCAACUGCCUGGUGGAGAAGUUGAAGGAGAUGCCAAUCUUCCAUUGUAAGAACACAGACCUGGUUCUCACUCUAGAGCUGGAGGACUUCCUUAUCUUGCAACCAUCAGCCAAAGACCGUCGACAUGUCAUAUACAAAAUAGUGGAGUUUGAUCCUCUUCUAGACUCGUCAAACAUGGUCAUCGCUGACUGGAUCAAGAUCGCCACCUGCAUUAAAGAUAACUACCAGGACUACGAUGGAUUUGUGGUGCUCCAUGGCACCGACACCAUGGCCUACUCUGCCUCGGCUCUCUCCUUCAUGUGUGAACACCUGGGCAAGCCCAUUAUUCUCACUGGCUCACAGAUUCCAAUAUUCGAAACUCGGAGUGAUGGUAGAGACAACUUCUUGGCCUCUUUGAUAAUUGCAGGGAACUACUCAAUCCCUGAAGUCAUGAUCUGCUUCAACGAAAAGGUCUUCCGAGGCAAUCGCUGCAUCAAAUAUGAUUCUGGAAGUUUUUCAGCCUUUACAUCACCAAACAUGGCUCCUCUGGUCACCCUAGAGAUUGAGAUCAAAGUGGACUAUGCAGCAGUAUUUAGAGCGGGAACUACAGAAAAGUUCUCUAUUGCUACAAACAUGUGCUGUAAUGUUGGACUGAUACGGCUUUUUCCUGGCAUCACAUCUCAGACAGUUCGAGCUUUCCUUCAGCCUCCUGUCCAAGGUGUGGUUUUGCAGACUUACGGAGCUGGCAAUGCCCCCAACAAUAGACCCGACCUUCUGUCGUUGCUCAAGGAAGCUUGCAACUGGGGGGUCCUGAUUGUCAACAUCUCCCAGUGUAGCAGAGGCAAUGUGGGGGUUAUCUAUGCUACAGGCAUGGCCCUGGAGGAGGCCGGUGUUAUUGGAGGUGGGGACAUGACCCCUGAGGCUGCACUGUCCAAGCUCUGCUAUGUCCUGGGCAAGGAGGAGUGGUCACUUCAGCACAAACGCAAGAUGCUGGCUCGGAACUUACGGGGAGAAAUGACCACAGUGGCAGAGAGGGAACUUUCCGUUUCGGACUCAGAACUGAUAGACAGUGUGGCUCGGUUUAUGAGUUUGAGUACAAAGGAGGAAAUCAUGAAAGUCAAAGAUGCCAUUUAUCCUUGUCUAAUGGCUGCUGCAGCUAAAACGGGGGACAUUCCGGCACUGGAGAAACUCCGCACAUCAGGAGGCCACCUCGGAGCAGAAAAUGAAGAUGGCAGAACAGCUCUUCAUGUGGCGUGCCGUCAAGGUCACAUCAAUGUCGUCCACUACCUCUUACACCAUGGGGUCAGUGUUCAUGUCAGGGACAGCCGCAAAGAGACCCCGCUGAUUGACGCCAUUGAAGGGGGUCAUCUGGAGGUCAUCAGGCUGCUGGUUCAGACUGGGGCAACUAUGCCACUGCCGAAGGGUCAGGUGGCAGUUAGAAUGAACAGUGCUGCUUCGGAAGAUGAUGUCAAGGCCAUUGAAGCUUGGGUAACUGCUGGAGCAAGUCCAGACUGGCAUGAUUAUGACGAGAGAACCCCGUUACAUGUGGCCAUCAGCUUAAACAACCGAGCGGUGUCCGAGUUUUUACUGAAGUGUGGGGCUCGAACAGAUGUGGCUGAUGCCUUUGGGCAUACACCUCGGAGCAUCGCCGUCAAUCUUGGACACGAGGACUUGCUGGCCAUCAUUGACAAGACUGUGAACUCCACAGAUGAGCUAGCUAGUGGAUAG
Molecule: messenger RNA, 1875 nt
Organism: Candidula unifasciata
Lineage: Eukaryota; Metazoa; Mollusca; Gastropoda; Stylommatophora; Geomitridae
Source: the annotation of a GenBank genome assembly